Molecule: messenger RNA, 1668 nt
Organism: Sceloporus undulatus (fence lizard)
Lineage: Eukaryota; Metazoa; Chordata; Lepidosauria; Squamata; Phrynosomatidae
Product: carbonic anhydrase 15-like
Exons: 9
Coding region: 90-1151 (353 amino acids)
Cellular component (GO): plasma membrane
Molecular function (GO): zinc ion binding; carbonate dehydratase activity
Source: RefSeq, a predicted model, not a curated record
UUGCAAGGAAGGAGGAACACCACAGCAGCCAGAGGGCUUGGGGGCUUCUCUGUCUCCUUAUGUAGGCAAGGAAGAACCUUCUUUGGUGGAUGCUCCCUGCCUGGGUUUCUCCCACUGAGCCGCCCGCGGGUCUUCCAGUUGCCCUCAACCAUCCAGCUACCAUGCGGAUCUUGGUGCUUCUUGGGAUAACUUUUGCCUCUUUGCCGCUUGUCCUCCAAGCAGACCACCGACGAAAAGGAACAGGUAGUUGGUGCUACGACUCACAAGAUCUGAAAUGUGGCCCUUUGCACUGGAAGGAAAUCAUGCCAACCUGUGGCGGAGAGAACCAGUCACCCAUUAAUAUUGACCGAAGAAAAGCACAGCGGAACAAGGAACUUGAUGAACUCUUGUUUGAAGGGUAUGACCAAGCCCCGCCUGGCAGGUGGAGACUAUCGAACGAUGGACACACAGUCAUCAUGAACCUGGAUGGGGCCUCUGCUGCAGAACAAAUCAAUGUCACCAAAGGAGGACUUCAUGACACGUACCGGGCCUUGCAGUUCCACUUCCAUUGGGGAGACGUUAACAGAAAUGGCUCCGAACACACCUUUGAUGGCAUCCAAUACCCCAUGGAGCUGCACCUCGUCCACAUGAAUGCCAAGUACAAAACUCUCAGCGAAGCCAAAGGUCAUCCCAAUGGACUUGCUGUCUUGAGCUUCUUGUUUAAGGUAUCUGAUGCCGAUAACACCAAUUAUAACACAAUUGUAGCAGGUCUGAAAAACAUUUCGCAGGCAGAGGAUUAUGUCGACUUGGCCUCCACAUUUUCCCUGAGCAACCUCCUGCCCAACAUGGCCUUACUCUCAAAAUAUUACCGCUACAAGGGUUCCCUCACCACUCCGAGUUGUGAUGAAGUGGUCACCUGGACUGUCUUUGAGGAACAGAUCCCGAUCAGCAAGCCACAGCUGAAUGCCUUUGUGAACACCCUUCACUUCAAAAAGGUUGGCGCGACAUCCCUGAAGAUGAUUAACAAUUUCCGUCCUGUCCAGCCUCUUCAUAGUCGCAAAGUCUUUGCCUCCAGAGAUGCCACCAUCAGCUGCUGCACGCCACUUGCUGCCAGUCUCCUCUUCCCUCUGUUUUUGGCUCUUUUGGCCGGCCGGUUCUUGGGCCCCUCCUAGCCAAAUUGGCAGACAGUUGAAGUCCCUCAUGAAUGAUUGAUUCUUCAUGGCAUCUCCAUCCCCAUGUUUCUUCACUGUGGACCUUUUCGAGCCAUUGGGUUGGAUCAAGACCUGGCCAUGCAGACCCCCUGAAAUCAGUAGGCCUUCCAUGCGCCACACCCAUUGAUUUCUGGAGGCCUGUGCUGAGCCUGAUUAAAUCUGGAUCCAAACCAUGGCACUGAAUGAUGCAUGAGUUGGAAGCAAAGAGAUCAGGGAAGCAUACAACGUCCGAUUGCUAUGUUUUGUUGGUGUCUGAAGAGUUGCUUAUGUCCUGCUAUAAGACACCCUUGUACUCCUUGUAGCAGAUAGUUCAGCCAAAAUCAAAGGAAUCCUGUGCCACCGAUGAUGGAGCAGAUGUGGGAUGAGAGUUGUGCCGAUUUUUCAGCAUGGUUGGUUAUUGGGAUGUGCCAGGGAGCAUGUGGGAUUGUGGCGCACAAGCACCUUUCCAUCUGAAUGCGAAACAAAGCUACAGUGGUGU